UCUUACACUUGACAGUACUCACUUUCACAACAUAGACAAUAUUUUUUUCGACGCUUGUAUGUCCCACUCGUUGUUAUUAUAUUUCAGUGGUUCUACUUUUUAGCCUAUGACUUGGGUGUAUUAAUUAGCCUUAUCAUACUUCGCUGUCGCAGGUGUGAAUGGGGCUCAAAGGGUAAAGGCACUGUCUUGAGGGAGGUUAUCUUUGCCACGCGCAGGAUCUUCGGAUAGUGAGUUCCACCACCAACUAUCAAAGUGCAGAAACCUGUCGCAGUGAUAGCGAGCAGUAGGCUAUUUCUUCUUAUUUCUAAAAGCGAGUUAUUCAGGGGGGCUGCUGCAUCGAUUUUACAGUUACAAAGAUAACCAACUGAAACGGGGCUUACGCCAACGGUGUAUGGAACUGCUGUAGGUAAUGAAAUGACAUACUUUCUCACUUUUUCCCCACUGCUCCUGAGCGUCCUGUUGCUACUGCUCAGCGGCAUCAUCACACCUGCAUACACAGAUGAUGUGUGUAGCUGCACCGGAAAGUCCAGGUGUCACUGUGAUGGAGUAAAAGGCAGUAAGGGUGAGCCUGGGUAUCCAGGUUAUGAUGGGUUGCCAGGAGUGGUUGGUUAUCCAGGUUCUGAAGGUAAUCCUGGACCUUUUGGCCCUAAGGGAAAUCUUGGCUUUCCUGGAUUGUCAGGACCCAAAGGCUCACGGGGUCUCCCUGGGAAACCUGGGUUCUCUGGACCACCUGGGCAGCCAGGAAUCCCAGGAAAUGAAGGACCAAUGGGGCCAUCAGGAACCCCAGGAUGCAAUGGGACGAAGGGGGACAGUGGAUACCCAGGGUUACCUGGGGUGCCGGGACCUGUUGGAUUACCAGGUGUUCAUGGAUUGCCAGGAUUUAAGGGAGACUCCUACUACUUCCCACCCGCUGCUGAGGUUGAUGGACAUCUUGGACCACAAGGGAGAGAUGGUGUCAAGGGUCAGCGAGGGUUACCUGGACGGCCGGGUCUUCCUGGGAUGGAGGGGCCGAGCGGGACUCCAGGAUUACCUGGGUUAACAGGUGUACAGGGAGAGAAGGGCCAGGAAGGUCCAAGCCCUGUAAUUCCAGGCCCAAGAGGUCAAAAGGGUGACCAAGGCCCUCCCGGGAUACCUGGACAGAAGGGCAUAAAGCUUUAUGCAGAGGGACCCAAGGAACUGAAGGGGGAGCCAGGUGAUACAGGAGAGAAGGGGUGUACAGGCCAGCAUGGUCUCCCUGGGCGUCGUGGAUAUAAAGGGAACAAAGGCGACCAAGGAGAACCUGGGGCUCUGGGGAAACCUGGGAAAGAUGGGGACCCUGGGACCUAUGGAAUUCAGGGUGGGAAAGGUGAUGUGGGCUACCAGGGACCUCCUGGAACAGAAGGUUCAAUGGGUGACAAAGGUGACCGCGGACCCACAGGUCCUCCAGGGGAUUUGAUUCAGAUCAAUGGGAGAAUCAAAGGCUUGCAGGGUUUUCCUGGGCCCCUCGGACCCCCUGGCUAUACUGGUAAUCAAGGUGUGAUUGGUUUUCCUGGAAUGAAGGGGGAACCAGGGUUGUCUUUCCCUGGGGCCCCUGGGAAUCCUGGUCCCCCUGGUUUAGCUGGGGAUAAAGGGGAGAGGGGGGAGCCUGCCCCCUACAUAAUUGGCCCCCCUGGACCCACUGGCCCCCCUGGAAAUGAUGGCCCCAUAGGCGACCGUGGUCCCCCUGGAAUUCCAGAUCUGUUGAGAGGCAACCCUGGACCAUCCGGUCCUAAAGGCAUCAAAGGCAUCCCAGGACAACCAGGAGAUAGAGGCGGGUUCGGAGAAACAGGUGAGAAGGGUGAUGUCUGUCGACUCUGCAUGCCCACUAAUGUGAGCCCUGGACCACCAGGACCUGCCGGAGAGCCUGGUAGGCCUGGAGAUACAGGUCGAGAUGGUGAUCCUGGAUCCAAGGGAUCUAGAGGAGUCAAAGGUCUUGGAGGUCCACCAGGUCCACAGGGUCCCUAUGGUUUACCAGGUGUGCCAGGUUCUACAGGACCCAAGGGCGACAAAAGUCCCACGUCCCCAGGAGACAGGGGGCCUGUUGGCUCACCUGGGGCUCCAGGAGUUCCUGGGAGCGAUGGGACUGACGGGGUCCCUGGAAACCCAGGACUGAAAGGCCAGCCUGGGCUAAAGGGCAACCCUGGACCUCCGGGGCCCAAGGGUGAUCGGGGCGAUGCCGGCUCUCAGGGUAUACGUGGACGGACAGGCCAGAUGGGGACUCAGGGCCCCCCAGGUGUGGGGCCCCCAGGGAGCCCUGGACAGAAGGGCAACCUGGGGGUGCAAGGCCUGCGAGGGAGACCUGGAGAUCCAGGAGAGAAAGGCUCAGCGGGUGAGACGGUAACAACCACAGGAGACCCAGGACUGAAGGGAGAGAAGGGUCAUCAAGGCAACCCAGGACCUUCAGGGAAUCCUGGUAUAAAUGGCUAUCCUGGCUUCCCUGGCAAUUUCGGCGCCAAGGGGGAUAGAGGUCUGUCUGUCCGGGGCCCUCCUGGCAACACUGGGCCUAAAGGUGAGAAGGGCCAGCCGGGGGUUGCUGGUGCCCCAGGGAUUGGUAGUAUGGGACGACCAGGACCAUCCGGAGCUCCCGGGAUGCCAGGCCCUAAGGGUGAUUUCAGACCAGGGCUCCCAGGGCUGCCAGGUAGACCAGGCCCCCCAGGGGAGGAUGGUUCUCUGGGGCUGACUGGAGACUCUGGUCUGCCUGGGCUUGGUAGAUCGCCUGGCCUACCAGGAAGAGAUGGUCCACAGGGAGACAGAGGCAGUAAAGGUGCUGAGGGCUUGCCUGGUCUGCCUGGGGUUGCUGGGGAGUGUACGCUAGGCAUUCCAGGCACUCCGGGGGCUGUAGGUCUCAAAGGAAUCAUUGGCUUAACAGGGACCAGAGGACAGAAGGGGGUGCAGGGCGAUUCAGGUCUGCCUGGCAGAGGGGCCCCAGGAUUGAUUGGUCCGUUUGGACGGCCCGGGUUUGAUGGACCCCCGGGACCUGGGGGGGCUGCCGGCCUGAAUGGAUUCAGAGGAAGAGAUGGUGUACCUGGGGUACCAGGCCUGAGAGGAGACAUGGGGCCAUCAGGAGCGUGUGGUACACCAGGAGCAGACGGAGGCCCAGGACCAGGGGGACGACUUGGCCCUAAAGGUCUGAUGGGUGCUGAUGGGGUGAAGGGCCGUGUAGGAGCCAGGGGACCUGUGGGAGAUUCUGGGGCUCCUGGAGAUAUUGGAGUCACAACAUACAUCGAGGUCCCUGGGGACCCUGGGGACCCAGGACCUACAGCUCUAAGGGGCUUAACAGGUGCCAAAGGAGAUCAAGGUGUGAUAGGGCACAAUGGAGCCAGUGGCAAGGAUGGGAUUCCCGGGAGCGCCGGGCCGCAAGGCGCUGUUGGCGACCCAGGCAGAGAUGGCCAGAAAGGAAGUCCUGGUUUCAAUGGAAAUCCUGGAGUUGCAGGAGAUAUGGGUGUGCCAGGUGUAAAGGGUGAGAAAGGGGGAACAGGAGGUCGUGGAGAGCCUGGUUCAUCGGGAAGACCAGGUCCAAAUGGAGUAAAUGGAGUGAAAGGAGAGCCCAGCCUCCCUGGACCAGGAGCUAAAGGACGACAAGGAGAAAAGGGAGUGCCAGGGUUUCCAGGUUUUCCAGGAGAGAAGGGGGAGAUGGGUGUAGCAGGGAGGUUCGGAACCCUGGGGGCCAUCGGCCCCACAGGACCCAAGGGAAGAGAAGGACUACAGGGAUCACGAGGACCUCCGGGACCAGCCGGGGAAAAGGGCAUUAAUGGUCUCCCAGGCAAUGCUGGCUGUCAUGGCCAGAAUGGCCUGCAAGGGAGCCCAGGAUUGGCUGGUGACCCAGGGACUGCAGGCCCCAGAGGUUCCCAGGGUAGAGACGGCAUCCCUGGCCCAGCAGGAGAGAAAGGAGACAUGGGAGCCCCUGGCAUUGGACCAAAAGGCACAGACGGACAGACGGGCCAAUCUGGACUUAAGGGGGAUGUGGGGAUACCUGGCCGCUUUGGCCCUCCUGGUCCCUCAGGGCUUUUGGGGGACAUUGGACCUCCAGGCCCCCCUGGUCCUAUGGGACUGUCUGGAAGUCCUGGCCGGGAUGGAAUGUGCUUUGAAGGGCUAAAAGGAGACCGUGGACAAAAUGGUGUCCCUGGACCCCAAGGUAUGCAGGGGCCACGGGGACCUCCUGGUCCACCAGGACCUGGCUUUAAAGGAGAUAAAGGGAACAAAGGUGCCAUGGGUCUCCUCGGUACACCUGGGUACAGAGGAGACACAGGGGUACAGGGCAGACCGGGUAAUGAUGGCAGACCAGGUGGUUUGGGAGUCAAAGGGGAGAUGGGACAGUUAGGAGACAUCGGACCAAACGGUCAGAAAGGAGAUGCAGGACCUGCAGGACCUGUAGGUUGCAUUGGACAGAAAGGGCAGUCUGGAGCACCAGGGCCUAGGGGGAAAGAUGAUCUCACCAUGGUGGUACUGAUCCCCGGAGAACAGGGGCUGCCGGGUGACCUGGGGGGCAGAGGAGAGCCUGGACCCACAGGAGCUCAGGGACGCAACGGACCACCAGGACUCCCAGGUCCAAAAGGUGUCUUGGGCCUAAAUGGGCCAAUAGGACUGCCUGGAUUCCAGGCAGCCAAGGGAGACAGAGGGUUCCCUGGACCACAAGGUAUCCAAGGUGAGCAGGGGACUCCAGGAGCCAAAGGCCCCCGGGGCUCUCCAGGUCCUUACUUUGCCGGGCCAAUAGAGGACGGCUUCCUAUUCACCCGUCACAGCCAGAGGCAGAAUGUGCCCCAGUGCCCAGGGGGCAGCAACUUCAUCUACUCCGGAUACUCCCUCCUCUUCAUCAACGGCAACAACAGAGGUCAUGGCCAGGAUCUGGGUACACUGGGAAGCUGUCUGCCUCGUUUCUCUACCAUGCCCUUCUUAUUCUGCAACACGGACAGCACGUGCCGCUACGCCUCCCGUAACGACUACUCCUACUGGCUGUCCACGGAUGAGGCCAUGCCAAGCGACAUGGCCCUCAUCUCUGGUGGUUCACUGGAGAGCUAUGUCAGCAGGUGUGCAGUGUGUGAGACCAAAGCAAACAUCAUCGCUGUUCACAGUCAGACCAACCAGAUCCCUGUUUGUCCACGGGGCUGGCUCUCUCUCUGGGCUGGCUACUCUUUUGUCAUGCAAACAGGGGCUGGAGCGGAGGGCUCUGGCCAGCCCCUGGCCUCUCCGGGCUCCUGCCUAGAAGAGUUCCGGAAGAUUCCCUUCAUUGAGUGCCAUGGGCGAGGGACAUGCAACUACUACACUGACUCCUACAGUUACUGGCUGGCCUCCCUGGACCCCGAAAACAUGUUCAGUAAACCCAGGCCUCAGACAGUGAAGGGAGACUGCCCGGGUAGUAUAGUCAGUCGUUGUCAGGUCUGUAUGAAGCAGUGGCAGCGACCCUAAGAGCUGAAGAACUGAUGGGGAAUGAACUGGAGAUGCACCUCCCACUAUCAGCCACUGUAGGGCAACAAAGAGACUGAUUAAUUCUUGCAUUUCAAUCAUGGUGCUUCCUGGGAGACCAAAGGAUGUCUCAGUUCUUACAAGUGCUGAUCCUCGUUUCCAUGUUUCCUCCCCUCCAGUCCUCUCCUCGCCUCACUUUGACGUUUUCAGCAAGGGAAGGACAGAAGGAGAGCGCACAAGGAAACGAGGAAAUACUAUUGAGAUGCAACCCAGUAGUGGCCUCUGCUCAAUCUGACGUUUUGUUCUCAGUUUUACGGCUUGUCUGUAGUUUGUUUGUAUUGUUAAACCACUGGACUGUUUUACAGUAGAUGGUCAGUGUGAUCCAGGGCUAGAUUCAAUCAGUUCAGCAUUAAGCCGUGAUAACCGACAACUGCUUAGCAUAAUCAUGCGAUGACGGAGGUGUAACUGCGUUGGAGCCGAUGGCACUAUCAAAUUAAUGUUUUUUGAUAGCUCCAAAAGUGAAUAUGUUGUCACAUGUGCUAGCAAAGCAGAGGUCCUGGGUUUGAGCCUCAGUGUGAGACAAAUCAGGAGGAAGUGGUUCUUGCUAAUCAAGCAGUGUGAUGUCAGUAGCAGUGGUGGCGUGACCCGGAUGCACAGUUGGGCUUAGGUCGACAGCUGGGGGGUCACUCUCUUUCAAGCGAGUUUAGAAGGGUUGAGGUUGGAAGUUUACAUGCACUUAGGUUGGAGUCAUUAAAACUUUUUUUCAACCACUCCACACAUUUCUUGUUAACAAACUAUAGUUUUGGCAUCUACUUUGUGCAUGACACAAGUAAUUUUUCCAACAAUUGUUUACAGACAGAUUAUUUCACUUAUUAUUUCACUGUAUCACAAUUCCAGUGGGUCAGAAGUUUACAUACACUAAGUUGACUGUGCCUUUAAAUUUCAGAAAAAUGUCAUGGCUUUAGAAGCUUCUGAUUGGCUAAUUGACAUCAUUUGAGUCAAUUGGAGGUGUACCUGUGGAUGUAUUUCAAGGCCUACCUUCAAACUCAGUGCCUCUUUGCUUGACAUCAUGGGAAAAUCAAAAUAAAUCAGCCAAGACCUCAGAAAAAAAAUGUGUAGACCUCCACAAGUCUGGUUCAUCCUUGGGAGCAAUUUCCAAACGCCUGAAUGUACCACGUUCAUCUGUACAAUCAUUCUGAAAAAGCUAUCAUGAAUCCUUCAUACAUCCUUUGGUUGUUGAAAGCAUCUACCCGCUCUGACAACUUAACUUAUAAACAUUGAUAAAUCAUGUUAAACAUAAAGACACAAAUAACAUUUGUUUUCUUUUGGAAUUCAUGAUUUCAAGCUCAAAUGAUUGAUACCAUUGAAUACUUGUACAGUAAAUGCCUCUUUAACAGCUGGUCCAGGGUAAAAUGGUUGUUUAACUCAAUGGUAAGGAGUAGGACGGGGGUUGAGAAAGAGAUCCCUAGAACAGAUGUUAACAGCAAAAUAACCAUAACCUUGUUGUGUAUUAUGCUAACUUAUAGUACAAAAGUAUAAACACCAUGGGACCACGCAGCGGUCAUAGCACUCAGGAAGGAGUCGUGUUCUGUCUCCUAGAGAUAAACGUACUUUGGUGCGAAAAGUGCAAAUCAAUCCCAGAACAACAGCAAAGGACCUUGUGAAGAUCCUGGAGGAAACAGCUACAAAAGUAUCUAUAUCCACAGUAAAACAAGUCCUUUAUCGACAUAACCUGAAAGGCCGCUCAGCAAGGAAGAAGCCACUGCUCCAAAACCGCCAUAAAAAGCAAGACUACGGAUUGCAAUUGCACAUGGGGACAAAGAUCGUACUAUUUGGAGAAAUGUCCCCUGGUCUGAUGGAACAAAAAUAGCAGGAUGAAUUCUGAAGUGUUUAGGGCUAUAUUGACUGCUCAGAUUCAGCUAAAUGCUUCAGAACUCAUUGGACGGCACUUCACAGUGCAGAUGGACAAUGACCCGAAGCAUACUGCGAAAGCAACCCAACACUUUUUUUAAGUCAAAGAAGUGGAAUGUUCUCCAAUGGCCAUGUCAAUCACCUGACCUGAAUCCAUGCAUGUCACUUGCUGAAGGCAAAACACCCCAAGAACAAGCAGGAACUGGAAACAGUAAAGGCCUGGCAGAGCAUCACCACAGAAGAAACACAGCAUCUGGUGAUGUCUAUGGGUUCCAGACUUCAGGCAACCAAGUAUUAAAACUCACAAUUUAAGUUAUGAUUGUUAGUUUGUCCAGUUACUUUUGAGCCCCUAAAAUUGGGGGGCUAUGUAUAAAAAUGGUUGUAAUUCCUACACGGUUCAUACAAUAAUUUUGACAAAACCCUUAAAUUAAAUAUGAAAGACUACACUUAAAGCACAUAUUGAUUGUUUCCUUUCAAAUCUAUUGAGGUGGCGUACAGAGCCAAAAUGAUGCAAAUUGUGUCACUGUCAAAAUACUUAUACCUGACUUGAUUAUAUAAAUAAUGACACUCAAGGAUUUAUAUCAGCCUUAUCAAGGUCUGGAUUCACACUUUCCAGUGUUUGAACUUGUAAUGGCAUGGGAUGUUUACUAAUGCGACUUGGUGUAUAAAGUUGGGAGCAGCUUGUGGAUUUGACAGCUCCAAUGCAAAUACACCACCGACACGGCCCUAAACAAAACAAAUGAUAUGCUAUGCAGUUGUUGAAUAUUGUGGGUUAACGCUGAACUGAUUGAAUCUAGGCCCCAGUCUUUUUUAUACAUUUGAAUGGAAAGUUAACUGCCUGACAAAGUUUCUGACUGCCUGAUGGCUCUUGUUGGAUGCUAUGUAACAAGGAGGAGGAAUGCUGUCUUCACACAAAAGUCAAAAAUAAUACUAAAUGUGUUGUGCAAAAGUAAAAUACGCACACAAAAAAAAAGAUCUAAAAUAAUCCACAAUUCAUGGUGCAAAAGUGAAACAUGCUUUUAAAAAGAGUGAUCAUCUUUUGCACCUUUCCCUCUCACAUUUAGUCAAAUAAAAAUAUGAAUUUCCCUCUGAAUCCAGAGAUGUUUUGCAGUGUGCAUAGCCUCUCCUUCUCCUUACUGCUACUACUGCUCCAUUACCUACAGCAUGCUGACUGAACACAUUUUGGCUGGGCAGAAACUACUUUUUCUCAUGACUGGAUACACAUUUGAAUGAAAAGUUAAGAUUGAAUUCCACCACUUCAUUAUCUCCAGCACCAUACCACAUAUGUGCAAACGGCACGUUUUACGGUCUGUAGUAAAAUGAUAAGAAGAAAAGGUCCUAAGAAAGUGUCACAUGAUGAUGUCAUCAACAGUAAAAAGUAAUAAUGUUGUUGUAAAUAAUGAAUAUACGUUUAAAAGUGGUGGAAUUCCACUUUAACUGUCUGGCCAGUUACCUGAUGGCCUGUUUGUUUGUUGAAUGUUAUGUUGUCCAUUGGGUGCUAUGAGUAUGCUAGCAAUCUGGUAGAAGAUUGGUACCUUAUUGGGGGUACCCCAAAGCUAAUCUUAACCAUUAGGGGGAUGAAAGAAAAUGAUCAGUCAGUUACAGAUCAGCCGUUAAGGCCAGACAGCUGAACUAGGAUCAAGUUUUGAUAUCUGUAAUUGAGUUUUGAGGGAAAAGCAUUAUCAUUUCACUUACAGCCAGCAAGUAUAAUGCACUGUCAUAAAAAAUAUAUGAUACUCUAACAAUAUCUUAGUAGCAUCUCAGUGAUCCUGAGUUAUUAACAAUAUUUUUGAGUCACAUAGAAAGAUUGAACAGAUUUAUCUGUAUAAAAGAUUGAGAGCCAAUACAUGCUUAUAAAAAGUCAUAUAUGCAUUAUACCGACAUAAGUAAAGUAUUACCAAAAAAGCAUUUAGCAAUGAAACGUGUCGCUCAUAUCACUAGAUCUGAUUCCAUUAGAAGUUCUUAGUAACUUUAUCUUACAUUUCUAAACACGGUUGAAUACUGCUGUAUACCCACAAUGGACAUAGAGCAAUUAUGUUGUAAUAAUCACUUUGUCAGGGAGAUAUUGAACAAUAUGAUUAAGCAUUUGUUAACAUGCUCUCAACUUGGCCCUUUAAAAAGAUUGAGCUUAAGUGUAGUAUUUAUAUGGAGAGAUACAGUUAUCAUUAUUUCACUGUCCAUUGGCGUGUUGCAUAAAAUGACAUUUAGACUCUUUCUAUGUAUUCUUUCCAAUGGAACCAUGGCCACUGUGUUGAUCACUUUAAAAACCAAAGUGAGUAGGCUGUGCAUUUCCAUUUUAUCUGUACAAUAAUAUCACCUUGGCUUCCUUAUAGCUUUCCAAUGUUGUGCCUUGCCUCCAGCCUUUUAACUGACAUAGUGUACCAAGUGCUUCCUUACUUUUCAAACAAAAUAUUGUACUGUACUUGACGCAAACAAAAGCAAUUCAGACAAAGACCCAGAAAAGUGUUGUCUUAAUGAAUUAGUGGAUACUGUUGCACUCUUUUGUAUAACCUAUGUACUUCAUUGACAUUGUGUUCCGAUGCUCAUUUCUGUGUGGUGAAUGUUGUCAGCCUUGAGUUGAAUGGUUUUCUGUUCCAGGAGGUGCUAAAUGAACACAAAGGUACAGGAAUGACUUCACUUUCUGCCAUACUACUGUGUAUAUCAUCUACUGUAUCAUCUUAAUUUAUCUCAGACAGAAGCAUAGGGGUAUGAUAACUUAAACUGCCAUGUAUAACUGCGCAUGGAAAUGAACUCAAAGGUCGCUCUUGUUAUUCUGUAUUGCAAGCAGCAGCCACAUGUAUUAAACAAAUAAGGGUUUCAGACCCCAUUGCAUGCCCAAUGGUUUUCCCUCAAUGGUUCUAAUGAACCGAAACAGUUCAGAAUGUAAUCUGUCUGGGUUCAUCACACCUGUCUGUGUGUUUUCUGUGCGUGCUUGUGUGCUGUGGUGGAAAUGAUUUCUGCAUGUGAAAGACAAGCCUGGCUUCUCCCCUCUCUGGGUACCAGGUGACUGAGCCCCGCUGAGGGAGGAAGUGCAACUGCCAACACCAGAGUCCAAAGGGAUACAUUCUAAUAACAAGCAUAUCAUAUAAGCAUAUUAUCCGGAUAAGACAUCUUAAUUAUCUAUGUUAACUAAUUCGGAUUAUUCCGCCACAGUGCGAUUGUGCGACUGUGUGUGCGUGCAUGUGGGUCCGAUGCAAAUGUUCUGUGCCGUUGAAAUGCUGCAACCCAUAAAUGUAAUUUACAUGUCCUUUUAACAUGCCUCAAGCUCUGCUAUACCAUUAAUCAUACAGUUGUACAGUUAAUCUGUCAUUUCCAAGCUCAAUAGUGUAGUUGUAACACAGUUAGAGAAAUGUAAGUAGGCAUGACAAUAUUUAAUUGUAAUAAAUGAGUGUUCAUUCUU
Oncorhynchus keta (chum salmon) is the source of this 10732-nucleotide messenger RNA. RefSeq names its product collagen, type IV, alpha 3 (gene col4a3). Gene Ontology annotation, cellular component: collagen trimer. The record is from RefSeq and is a predicted model, not a curated record. Gene Ontology annotation, molecular function: extracellular matrix structural constituent. Bases 415 to 5424 code for a protein of 1669 amino acids. The transcript is spliced from 52 exons. NCBI's taxonomy places the organism in Eukaryota, Metazoa, Chordata, Actinopteri, Salmoniformes, Salmonidae.